This is a messenger RNA of Trypanosoma grayi, 1794 nucleotides long. Its product is annotated as putative flagellar radial spoke component. The transcript has a single exon. Gene Ontology annotation, cellular component: radial spoke; axoneme. Lineage: Eukaryota; Euglenozoa; Kinetoplastea; Trypanosomatida; Trypanosomatidae. Bases 1 to 1794 code for a protein of 597 amino acids. The record is from RefSeq and is a predicted model, not a curated record. Gene Ontology annotation, biological process: cilium movement involved in cell motility; axoneme assembly; cilium assembly.
AUGUCCAUUCAAGCCAAUGUAGAAGAUUUGGAUAUGUUCGGAAGAACCAAGGCAUAUCUGAUGAGUGCCAACAAGGACGGUGUCAGUGUCUACGACCAACUCACACGGCUAAUGGAGCAGCUACUUAAUGAGAACCCAGACGACAUUGCCAACGAUCCGUCGAGGUUUAACGAGGUGUUUACACUUCUGCAGCAGCACAGUUUCGUCAACGGUCAGAGCACCCCAGCCUGUAAUGAGCCCUGCUCGGUGCCCCCAUCGGAACUUGCGCGUCUGGCGGAGAAUGAACGUUUGUUUGAGCGUCCACCCCCUGAAACUCUGACAACAAUAGAGCAGCCGGACCCCUACACGACUGUGACGACGACGCGUGUGAAGCCUCACACAGCUCCGCCCUACGAAUCUGUUGCGCAGCAGAACCUUUACUGGGCUUGGGCAGGAUGUGGCAUGACUGAAGAGGAGGCGUUUCUGCUCGACAGAUCCAUCACGAUGUUGGCUAUGGCGAAAAAAUUGGAGGAGGUUCGCUUUGUCGGAAAAAUCCUUGGCACACGAAGCAACUACUACGUAGUUUCAACUCGCCGCUACGUGCAGGAAGGUGAGAAGGUGUACAAGGAGAUCAAUACCAUGCCUCGUCCAGCGCGGCGCAAGUUGGAGGUGCCUGUGCAGCCUGAACCAGGCUUUGUUGGCGUGAACCGCCUCUCGUUUUGGGUCACCUCUCACCCAGCAGCAGAGUGGACUCUUCUUCCCGACGUCACACCGCAGCAGAUUUGCGCAGGGCGACACGUCAAGCGGUUGUUUAGCGGUGACCUGAAUGCGGCCGUCGUGUCUAGCCCUCCGUUUGAGUGGAACGAGGCCGUCUACCUUCGUGUGCAGCUGAGUCGCAUUGUCAGUGGUACUUACGUCUGCCCGCAGGGUGCCCUUGAGGAACCAGAGGAAGACGCCGAAGAGGAUGAUGAGGAUGAUGGGGAGGACGACGACCCACGAAAGCCCAAGGAGGCGAAGUACCGCCCCCUCACGCAGGCGGUGAAGGGGUUUGCGUCCGAAGAGGAAGCCGAUGUGACACAGUGGUCAAAGCUCGACCAGUGGGUGCACGCAGAGGGCUACAUCUACGAGAAUGGCCGGCAGACGAAGGUACCGGAGAAGCUGGAGGAUGAGGAGGAGGAAGAAGAAGAGCCAUCAACACCUCAGCCAAUGGACGAGGAGGAAGAAGAGGAGCAGGAGGACGAGCCGGAGGAAGAGGAAGAGAAGGAGCUUUUCGCCCCAAUUCGUGCGGACUUCCUCCACGCUGUGAUUGACGUGCCCGAGGCGCCGAAGAUCGAUGAGGAGGAUGAGGAAGAUGAGGAGGACGAGGCGCCUGAAGAGGCUGCGGAAACUGCGGAGGACGGCGAGAAUGACAACGACAUGCCACCAAAGCCCCUCACCGACGAUGACGUACCCGACGAUGACGUCACGAAGGUCAAGGUCGCGGCGUGGACGGUGCGUGUGCUCAACAGCAACAGCAAGAAGCACCGAGUGGUGGUGGUGCGCUCUCUGCGGUGGCCGGGCGCCAUCGCGUUUGCCGCAGAAGGCGGCAAGCGGUGGGGUUGCGUCUACUUCGGAAACGGGCUCAAAAAGACGGACUUCAGCUUCACCCCCACCCUUGCCCCGCCGGUGCUGGGGGAGUGCGCCGACGUUACGGAGGUGCAGGACCCGACCCCAGCGACGGAGAAAUUGGUGCGUCGCGGCGAGGAUCCACCAGAACCCGACUCCGAGGACGAAGCAGAGGACGAGGAGGCAGACGAGGAAGGCGAGGAUAUGUAA